Molecule: messenger RNA, 1087 nt
Organism: Galeopterus variegatus (Sunda flying lemur)
Lineage: Eukaryota; Metazoa; Chordata; Mammalia; Dermoptera; Cynocephalidae
Gene: OVOL1
Product: ovo-like zinc finger 1
Exons: 4
Coding region: 261-1064 (267 amino acids)
Biological process (GO): epidermal cell differentiation; regulation of transcription by RNA polymerase II
Cellular component (GO): nucleus
Molecular function (GO): DNA-binding transcription factor activity, RNA polymerase II-specific; RNA polymerase II cis-regulatory region sequence-specific DNA binding
Source: RefSeq, a predicted model, not a curated record
AGUCGAGCCUCGAGACGCUUACCUGCCGCUUCCCCUCCGCCUGGUGCACUUGGCUACAAGGAGGGAGGACGGCGACACUCCGCGGAGUUGGAAACCGGUGCGCGCCGUCCGAGCACGGUCUUUCAGCGAACGUGGGGGCGCCUCGACGACCCCUUCCCUGAACUGUCCCCUCCCCCGCCUCCAGCCCCGCCAGGGAAAGGUGGGACGGCUCCCGGCUCUAGUUACGGAAGCGGAUCGUGCCGGGCGAGGAGGGUUCGAAAAUGCCCCGCGCGUUCCUGGUGAAGAAGCCGUGCGUCUCCACGUGCAAGAGGAACUGGAGCGAGCUCCCGGACGAGGAGCGCGGCGAGAUCUACGUGCCAGUCAGCCUGGGCUUCUGCCCACCACCACCCUACCAGGAGCCGGAACCAUCAGUGGCUGAACCCCCUUCCUGCCCCAUGGCUCUGGACAUGAGCCUGCGGGACUCUAGCUAUAGUGUGGCCCCUGGGCCCUGUGUGGUGGCCCGGCUGCCCUCUGAAGACAUGGGCCACUUGACAGACCCCCAGAGCAGAGACCAUGGCUUCCUGCGCACCAAGAUGAAGGUGACCCUGGGGGACAGUCCCAGUGGAGACCUCUUCACCUGCCACAUCUGCCAGAAGGCCUUCACCUACCAGCGCAUGCUGAAUCGCCACAUGAAGUGUCAUAAUGAUGUCAAAAGGCACCUCUGCACGUACUGUGGGAAAGGCUUCAACGACACCUUUGACCUCAAGAGACACGUCCGAACCCAUACUGGUGUGCGGCCCUACAAGUGCAGCCUGUGUGACAAGGCCUUCACCCAGCGCUGCUCCCUGGAGUCACACCUCAAGAAGAUCCACGGUGUGCAGCAGAAGUACGCGUACAAAGAGCGGCGGGCCAAACUGUAUGUGUGUGAGGAGUGUGGCUGCACGUCCGAGAGCCAGGAGGGCCAUAUCCUGCACCUGAAGGAGCACCACCCUGACAGCCCACUGCUGCGCAAGACCUCCAAGAAGGUGGCCGUGGCCCUGCAGAACACUGUCACGUCCCUCCUGCAGGGUAGCCCCCACCUCUGAGCAGCGCAAGCCCGGGGAUGCUC